AUGUCAGGACCGCCUAGAUUCCAGCGUUAUGACAAGCGUCAUUACAACGACGAGUACUACGACGACCGCUAUUACUACCGCAAUGACUACUACGGCCAGGAUCAGCGAUAUUACUACGACGAGCCCAGACUUCCAACCGGUCCGCGUGCGACCACAGCUCCUAGAGGCAAUGCUCAACCGACUUUCAAGAGAGCUAAAGUCAGCAACAAGAACGUAAUGGAGGAGGAGGAAGAAGAUACAUGGCAGCCAGAAAUGCUGUUCAUGCGUCACGUGGACAUCAAGGGCCCUGUUUUCGAGCGAAUAAACCAGGUUGGAGAAGGAACAUAUGGAAAAGUGUACAAGGCGAAAAACAAAAUCACCGGGCAGCUGGUAGCGCUCAAACGUUUGCGACUGGAAUCCGAACGCGAGGGCUUCCCAAUUACUGCGAGCCGGGAGAUUGGCCUUUUGCAGUCUUUCGACCAUCCGAACAUCGUUGGACUGAGCGAAAUGAUGGUGGAAAAAAAUGCUGUCUACAUGGUUUUCACAUACAUGAACCACGACCUGGCAGGUAUUCUUCAGCAGGCCGAGAUUGUGAUCAGCGACGGCGAGAAGAAGAAUAUUUUCAAGCAGCUUUUGCGCGGCAUCAACUACUUGCACACCAAAAAAGUUAUUCACAGAGAUAUAAAGGGCUCCAACAUUUUGCUGGACGAGAAAGGAGUGCUCAAGAUUACAGACUUCGGGCUUGCGCGACGCAUGAAGAACAUCAACAGCAACGUCGAGUCGCCAAACUACACUAAUAGAGUCAUCACCUUGUGGUACCGUCCGCCAGAGAUUUUAUUGGGGUCCACAGACUACGGACGGGAGGUGGACAUUUGGGGCAUUGGCUGUUUGCUGAUCGAGCUGUUUACACGACAUGCUAUCUUUCAAGGAACAGACGAAGUUGAUCAGUUGUGGAAAGUGUACGAUAUCAUGGGAACGAUAACUACCGAGGAAUGGCCAGAUUGCGACAAGUUGCCGUGGUUUGAGAUGCUACGACCGAAUAGCCACAAGCCGUCGCUGUUCAGGUCCAAGUUUGGGUCUCUUUUGAGCCCGCAGUGUUUCGACCUGGCCAGCAAACUGUUGUCGAAAAACCCGAAAACCAGAAUUAGCGCGUCAGAAGCUCUAAGACACCCGUACUUUAUGGAGGAGCCAUUAGAACAGAAGUUGCAGUUUUUGAGCAAGAUCGAGGGCGAAUGGCAUGAGUUUGAGGCAAAGAAAAAGCGCAAGCUGUUGCGGGAGGCAAAACAAAAAGAGAUGGCAAACGUGUCGGGCUAA
This is a messenger RNA of Ogataea angusta, 1293 nucleotides long. RefSeq lists its product as uncharacterized. NCBI's taxonomy places the organism in Eukaryota, Fungi, Ascomycota, Pichiomycetes, Pichiales, Pichiaceae. The coding region runs from base 1 to 1293 and encodes 430 amino acids. Gene Ontology annotation, biological process: transcription elongation by RNA polymerase II; protein phosphorylation; positive regulation of transcription elongation by RNA polymerase II. The transcript has a single exon. Gene Ontology annotation, molecular function: cyclin binding; ATP binding; cyclin-dependent protein serine/threonine kinase activity. The record is from RefSeq and is a predicted model, not a curated record. Gene Ontology annotation, cellular component: nucleus; cyclin/CDK positive transcription elongation factor complex.